GGCGGAAGAGGAGGCGGAGGGAGGAGCCGUGGCGAUCCCGGGUCGCGCAUUCAUCAACCGCGCGAGGCCGCGACCCCCCCCGCGGGCUUUAGGGUUGGACUCCUGGACAAGGGGCUGGGGCUAAGCGCUGCUGCUGGGCCAUGUGGACAGCAUCAGCAGGUGUUGUCAUCAUCAGCAGCAGCAGCAGCAGUAUCGUCAUCAUCAUCAGCAGCAGGAGCAGAGAAGGAGCCGAAGAAUGACUGUUUGGGAGUAUGCUGCCUCGGCGGCGAUGGUGCUGGGGGGAGCCGUGCCCUACCUGCCCCAGUUCCUCGCCAUUCGCCGCUCCGGGAGAACAGAAAACUUCUCUCUGCACGUCUGCCUCGUGGUGCUCACGGCCAGCGUGCUGCGCGUGGUGUUCUGGGUGUGGAAGCGCUUCGAGCUGCCGCUGCUGCUGCAGAGCGUGGUGAUGAUCGCCGUGAUGAUGGCGAUGCUCCACGUGAGCACGAGGGGGGGCACCACCGGUGGAGGAGGGGGCAGCCCCCGCGCCACGGACACGCGGCCACGCAGACUCGUCGCCCUGCGCGCAGAAGACUUCUGGCGCUGGGACUCGUUCUGGGACUUUGCUACGUGCGCCGCGGUGCUGAGCGUGGCCGCGGCCGUGGCGAGCGCGUGGCUUUGCCGCGGCUCCCCCUGGGCCGUGGAGGUGCUGGGCGCCGGCGCCCUGCUCUGCGAGGCGAUGCUGGGCGCCCCGCAGCUCUACCGCAUCCACCGCGCGCGUUCCGCCGCGGGCAUGAGCGUGGCCAUGGUGUUGCUGUGGCUGGUGGGAGACGUCUUCAAGACGUUCUACUUCGUGGCGAACGCGGCGCCGCUGCAGUUCCGGGCGUGCGGAGUGACCCAGGUGUGCAUGGACGUCGCCAUCCUGGCACAGGUGGCACGCUACGGCCACGCGGGCACCGGGGGCGCCGGACGUCACGCGGGGGCUGGGGGGUCGGCGGGGGCCGGGCGGGGGGGCCAGGAGCAGCAGCAGCAGCACUUCAGGGAGGUCGUCACCGGAUCUCCCGGCUCGGAAGUUUGA
This is a messenger RNA of Petromyzon marinus (sea lamprey), 1054 nucleotides long. NCBI's taxonomy places the organism in Eukaryota, Metazoa, Chordata, Hyperoartia, Petromyzontiformes, Petromyzontidae. The record is from RefSeq and is a predicted model, not a curated record.